Messenger RNA from Spathaspora passalidarum NRRL Y-27907, 2991 nucleotides. RefSeq lists its product as uncharacterized. NCBI's taxonomy places the organism in Eukaryota, Fungi, Ascomycota, Pichiomycetes, Serinales, Debaryomycetaceae. The transcript has a single exon. The record is from RefSeq and is a predicted model, not a curated record. The coding region runs from base 1 to 2991 and encodes 996 amino acids.
AUGAUAGCGAAGGUGUUGAGGGUGACACAAGUGAUAGGAAAACGUCGAAUACGACCGAAUGUUUAUAUUCGUUUUAUAUCCACCAGAUCAGAUGAACGGCUGCCGUUUCUUUUCACCCCGAAUGUAGAUCAACAUCCAGGUAUCAAUGGAUCCAAGCUACAAGAACAGUACUCUCAGUACUAUAGAAAUGCAUUGACGUUCAAGAAUCCUAAUUAUUACUACAGAGAUUUAGAAUUUGAAGAUAUGGAUGAUGUGGAAAUAAACAGUACGCCGGCUGAAGAUUUUGGGGUGAUUCUUGAUCGGAAUUUGAAUUCUGUUCCUGUGCCUGGAUCAGUUGUUGAAUUCAUACACCCUACCACAUUGGAAGUAAAGUUCGGUGUCGUAAUACGAGAAUCUCAGGCUCGAUUUGAUGAAAGUUUGAAUAGACUUGUUGUGCUUAUGCCCGAUAAUGAAGUGGUUCAAAUAUCGCCCAUGGAUGUCAAUUUCCAUUGUCAUAGUUUGAUCUAUGGUGAUUUUGAAACAAUAUACGAGAACAUAAUGCAUACUGAUAUAGAUGAUCGACUUUAUGUUAUACUGGCAAUGCACAAGUUCAUCCAUGACAGUCACAUAAUGAAGAAAUUGUUUGAAGACAAGUUGGAUAGGUUAUUCUUUCAAUUUGCAACUAGCCGGAUCCGUGCUUUGUCGUUUGCACAUUUGAUCGACGCUACUCAGUUUCCAGAACAUAUGAUUGACGUGAUUAAGGAAUCCCGGUGGAAUCAGUGUGCCUUGUUUAUGGGCCUUCAUUUGAACUUGGUGAAUUCUUGUCGAUGGAUAGUACCAAAGUAUAUUCCUGCUAAUAAAGGAUCAAACAUUUUCAAUGAAGAGCAUUCAAAUAAUUAUGUUUCCAGACCAAUUUAUUUGGUUAAUACUGAAGAUAACUGGAUUGCCAUAUCGAAAUUUCUUGACGAUAUGAAAACUGAAAAUGGAUUUCAUAAUUUAAACCACGAAUUUAGCUCCUUUUAUAAGCAUCAAACGAGCAAAUUGGCAGUCGAGGGAGAUAAGUUAAAUGCUGCAUUGUCAACCUCUACCCAUCGUCAUUUUGCGCAUGUUAUUGAAAUGUUAAAGUUCAUGGUGAUAUACCCUCAUGAUACGCUUCUUACAGAAAUAAAGAAAUUGGAUCUAUUCAAAAACGUGGAAACUGCUAGUGAUAUCUAUAAUAUACUUGAAGAAUUGAAAAUAUUUAAACAUGGUCAAGCAUCUGAUGUUUUAGUCGAACUGGGUAUACUAGGUGAAGUUAACAAAAGCAAAGAAGUGCAUGAAGUGCUUGGAUCUGACAAUUUCAGACAUUUACGUGGGAAGGGAUUUAGCCGAGAUCUAGUUGUCUAUGGACUCAAUCUUAAUUAUCCUUCCAAUUCUCAAACUCCUACAAUUGGUGUAUCCCUUGAGAAAAUCCUACGAGACGAGCAUAUCCUCCGGAUUCACAUUCCUGAUCCGAUCACGUUUCAUUCACCUACAAGUAAACCCAUGCGGAAAGCUUUUCAUCCUGAAUAUGGUUUUGUUUCCGGGAUGGAUCAUUUAAUUAACAAUCAGCACUGGUUCCCACUUUUUCCCAACAAGGGAUUUCCUAGUUGGCACGAUAAAACGGCAAAAAAUGUUGAAACUAGUAAUUUUUCUACAUGUAUGACGGUGUCAUUCAAGUAUAACCCCUUGGCAGAUGACCCAUUUCAGGAUUUACAACUGUUGGUUUCUGUUAGAAUGGAUAAUAUUCUAUCUUGCAAUAUCAAGAAAUUGGAUGAUAAAGAAUUGGAGAAAUGUUUGGCAGGGGUGAGGAUUGCUCCUGAUGUGGUUAGUUGGCUUGAAGGAACUUCAGAACGGACGAGUAACUUGACUUUAAAUGAUCAAGAGACUAUUCGAGGGAUUUACAGCAUCAUGCAAAGAUUCUUUAAGCGAAGAAGUAUUCAUAAUGCAUCACCUCCUGAUCCAUUGCAAACUCCGUCAAGCAUAGAUUCUUCCAAUUUGUCACAUGGAUUAGUGACUACUGUGAAGAAUGAUUUCAGCUUUAUGUUAGAGGAAGAAUCUGCGGAGCAAGUAAAGAAAGAUACUUCAGUUACCGCAUAUAAAGUCACUAACCACUGGCCCAAUACACAUGAAUCGCAUUUUCUCAUCAAUGAGCUACGCGUAUUGGUAGGUACACUUGUUUCCGAGUAUUGCAUUGACAAGAACAUCCCAAUUUUACGUCGGGCUCAACAUCUCAACACUGGCGACUUUCCUGAAGACAAAGUGAUUGUUCCUCAUCGUACUGUUCUUCAAAAAUCGUACGACGCAACUUCGUAUUCGUACAUGCUUUAUUCCAAGAACUCCAAGGGAUACAUGACUCCACAGAACGUGUUGGUCAGUAAAUCAUUCCUUGCUCCUGAGAGUAUCACAUUUAGAGAUGUGGAAGAUAAAGAGAAUAUUGUGCUUGGACUAGACAACGGAUGGGCUAAUAUUGUCGAUGUGUAUAGCAAGGGAGAAGCCGUUGUGAAUCAACUUCAAAUAUUGAUGUCAUUACAGUAUACGUUCCAAAGAGCAGCGAUACGUCGAGGUGCAUCGCUUAUUGCUGUCAAUGAGAAGUUUUCUAAUCUUAGAAGACUAGGGUACGAGACUAACGGUGCAUUUCCGGAAAGGGUACUUGCUGGGCAAAUUGAGAAUAUUAUCAAUGGAGAUAAUGAUUCCAAGUAUGUCAUGCAGACUAUUAAAAAGUAUUGGACUUUGAGAUGUCUACAGCAGGAUGUGAGAAAAGUGCAAGAGUUUGAAUGUAUGAUUACCAAAGUAGGUGUGAGUAUGAUGCCAGGGGUGAUAUUGUCGAAGGGAUAUUGCGUAGAAUUGGAUAUUGAAGUGGAUGUAUUGACGGAUGUGCCUAACCAAUAUGUAGGUAUGCCAAUACUGUGUAACCAAGUAGUAUGGAUGGACCCAGUAGGAGGUGCUUGUUUGCUUAAAGACAAGAAGUUGGUUAUUGAUGAUAAGUUAUGA